Micromonas commoda is the source of this 723-nucleotide messenger RNA. RefSeq lists its product with no specific name. Gene Ontology annotation, molecular function: RNA binding. The record is from RefSeq and is a predicted model, not a curated record. Bases 1 to 723 code for a protein of 240 amino acids. The transcript has a single exon. Lineage: Eukaryota; Viridiplantae; Chlorophyta; Mamiellophyceae; Mamiellales; Mamiellaceae.
AUGUCGCGCAAGGACGAUCCGAACACGCUCUGGCCCCUCGCCGACCUCGUCGGCAAGGGCUUUCGCGACCGACGCGAUUCCCCAAUGUACGCGCAGUUCAACACGCCGGUCGGAUGGCAGAGCGAGUGGAAGGAGACGGACAACGAGCUCAACUGGUACGCCCUCCAGAACGACAACCCGGUGACGCUCGCGCCGCUGCCCGCGGAGCCUCGCGGCCCCUCCGCCGAGGCCGUCCGCGCCGCUUGCGAGGCGUUCGGGCCGGUGGUGAGCGUGAACCGGCCGAGCGGGUUCGAGGUCGCCAUCGUGCAGUUCGAAAAUCACGACGACGCCAUCAAGGCGCAGAAGCUGGGCGUCAAGUUCGCCAUCGCGAGCGAUCCGAACGACUCGGAGUACCUCCGCCGGUACGUCGAGGACGGCAAGGACCUCGCGGGCAACGACGCCGUCGGCACCGCCACGCUUCGCCCGAGGGUCCGGCCCCGAAAGCUGCUCAACCCCGAGCUGUACAAGUGGAGAGCCGCGUUGCGCGAGAAGCACAGGGAGGCGUCCGAGCGCAGGGAGGAGCUCCUGAAGGUGGGCAUCACCGACGACCCGAACGACCCGGAGAACAGGCGGAGGUAUUUCAAGAAGAUGUUCCCGCACCUGGUCAAGGCGAACCACGUCAACGGGCGUUACGGCGACGGCGACCACCCGUCGCUGGCGUCGAAGCGCGCGCAGGCUGCGUGA